AUGUCCACGUCCGCCAUGGCCAAGCGCCUCGAAGGCAAGACGGUCCUGAUCACGGGCGCGUCGUCAGGCAUCGGCCGGAGUUGCGCGUUCGAGUUUGCGCGCACGUCGCCCAAGGACCUGAAGCUGGUGCUGACGGCGCGGCGCAUGGACCGUCUGCGGGAGAUCGCGGCCGAGAUUCAAGCCGAGGUGGGCGACGGCGUCAAAGUGCUGCCUGUCGAGCUCGACGUGGCGAAUCCGGAGCAGGUGCGGGGAUUCGUGGCGCGGUUGCCUGAGGAGUUCAGGGGCAUUGAUGUGCUAGUCAAUAACGCGGGGUUGGUAAAAGGAGUCGCUCGUGCUCCUGAGAUUGCCGAGGAGGACAUCAACAUCAUGUUCCAGACCAACGUCACCGGCCUGAUCAACAUGACGCAGGCCGUCCUGCCCAUAUUCAAGGCUCGCCCGGGUGGCGGAGCAGGAGACAUCAUCAACAUUGGCAGCAUCGCCGGCCGGGACCCCUAUGCGGGCGGCAGCAUCUACUGUGCCACCAAGGCUGCUGUGCGCGCCUUUACCGACGCGCUUCGCAAGGAACUGAUUGACACGCGCAUCAGGGUCAUGGAGAUCGAUCCGGGGCAGGUCGAGACGGAGUUCUCGGUCGUCCGGUUCUACGGAGACAAGUCCAAGGCAGAUGCCGUCUAUGCUGGCUGUGACCCCCUGACACCCGAUGACAUUGCCGAGGUGGUGGUGUUUGUGGCCGGAAGGCGGCAGAACGUGGUUGUUGCAGACACACUGAUCUUCCCAAGCCAUCAGGCUGCCGCAGGGGUGAUGCACCGCAAGCAGACGUGA
Parathielavia appendiculata is the source of this 819-nucleotide messenger RNA. RefSeq names its product NAD(P)-binding protein. Gene Ontology annotation, molecular function: oxidoreductase activity. Gene Ontology annotation, cellular component: cytosol. NCBI's taxonomy places the organism in Eukaryota, Fungi, Ascomycota, Sordariomycetes, Sordariales, Chaetomiaceae. The transcript has 6 exons. The coding region runs from base 1 to 819 and encodes 272 amino acids. The record is from RefSeq and is a predicted model, not a curated record.